AUGUUAGUGUUCAAAAGUUUAUUCGUUCUUCUAACAAUUUCAACAAUUUUCGCAUUUAAUUUCACAAAUUUUUUGAACGAUAGCUUUUACGUUUUGAAAGAUGAAAUUGAAACAAGAGAGAUUCAAGAUGAUAUCAUCGAUCUCAUCAGUUCUAUUUUAAUUAAGUUUAAAGUUUCAAAGGUUUCUAUCAUCACAGAUUCCAUUUACAAAGGCCAUCUUAUAAACACAAACUUGAUUGACUCACUUGAAUAUAAAAUAAUCUUUAUGAUGUCGAUAAAAGAUUCGGAAGCGUUUGACGAAAAGCCAUCAGGAAAUAUCGAGACAAUGUUGAGGAUAAUGAAGCGAGAAAUUAUCGAUGCUUAUGUAAUACUUAUAACAAAUGGAAUACAAAUGUCUAGCUUUUUAAAAUUUGCUGACUACUAUCGCCUACUCAAUUCACAAGCGCUAAUUAUUUUACUUCAUGAUUAUCGUCUUUUAUCGCCAAAUUUUCAUUACCUUUGGAAGCGAAUUGUUAAUGUGAUUUUAAUAAGAAAAUGCGAGACGAUACAUAAAGACAUGUAUGAGAUUUUAACUGUUCCGUUUCCAGAGAAGAUUCGAGAAAUAUUAGUGUUAAGCACAAUUAAUUAUUGGUCACCACUGAGAGGAUUUAAAUGGAAACAUAAAAUCUUCGACACAAGAGCGAAAAAUAAUCAGUUAAAUGGUGUCGAAUUAAAUAUCGUUGUUUUGGAACAUACACCAACUGUUUUCAAACAAUUAGAAGAAAAUGAGACUAUUGGAUAUUACGGAUUAGAAAUUGAUUUGAUAACUACACUUAGUUCUGUGAUGAAUUUUUCAACAAACUUUUACGAAUCAGAAGAUGCGAUAACUGAAAAGUGGGGAAAGAAAGUUUCACAAGCGAUUUUUUCAGGGAUGCUUAAUGAAAUGGAUCAAUCACGAGCCGAUAUUGCAAUCGCCGAUCUUCAUUACACAAGUUUUAAUCUUGAUAUUAUGGAUCUAUCGCUUCCCUACAAUGUUGAAUGUUUGACUUUUAUCACACCAGAAACACUUGGCGAUAAUUCAUGGAAGACUUUGAUUCUUCCAUUUAGUUUUGAAAUAUGGAUCGGUGUUUUGACGUCAGGGAAACCCACUGAAAAACUUCAGUACUUUAUUAAAGAUCUUUUCGACGAAUUCUCAGCUUGCAUCCUAUACACAUAUUCAAUGAUUCUGGUAGUUUCACUUCCACGAUUACCAUUUCGUUGGUCUAUUCGAGUGUUAACUGGAUGGUGGUUAAUUUAUUGUCUUUUAGUCGUUGUGGCAUAUCGUGCGGCAUUGACCUCAAUUCUUGCUAAUCCUCAGCCUCGUUUGACAAUUGACACAAUAGAAAUGUUAGCAAAUAGUUUGCUUAAAUGUGGAGCUUGGGGGGAACAAAAUAAAAACAUUUUUCUUUCAUCAUCCGAUCCAGCAUCUCAAAAAAUUGGGACUAAGGUCGAACACAUUGACAAUGCUGAUAAAGCUAUUGAACAAGUCGCCCAAGGAGAAUUUGCUUAUUUUGAAAAUCGAUUUACUUUGCAACAGCUUCGAAUGCAACAUGAGCAACAAAAGGAUUCUAUUCAGAACCUUCAUAUCAUGGAUGAAUGCGUAAUUAAUAUGCCAAUUAGUAUUGGUAUUGAGAAGAAUUCACCAUUAAAAGAACAAAUUGAUAAGUUUAUAAGGUAUAUAAUAGAAGCAGGGUUAAUUAAGAAAUGGUUGAUGGAUUCUGUGAAAGGUUUUGAAUCGAAUACAGAGUCUCAACCCGAAGAAGCUUUGAUGGAUUUGAAAAAGUUUUCUGGAGCAUUAGUUGCCCUGGUAUGUGGCUACGUUUUUGCUAUACUUGUAUUUACUAUUGAAAAGUGUUAUUGGAAAUUUAUUAUUGAGAAACAUCCCUAUUAUGACAAAUAUUUUAGAGCAAUUAAAUUGCCUAAGAUCAAAAACACAGAACCACAAAAAAUCACUAAGUCAAAACGUCCAAUGACAUCAGAUAAAAAAAAUCACGCUGUUUUAAACUGA
This is a messenger RNA of Clunio marinus, 2025 nucleotides long. Lineage: Eukaryota; Metazoa; Arthropoda; Insecta; Diptera; Chironomidae. The record is from the annotation of a GenBank genome assembly.